AUGAGUAAUACUGCUAUGACUGCUUCUACUGAUCAAUAUUGGAUGCAAUUCUAUGAACAAUCUCUCAUGGAUGAUCAUCAUGCUAUAGAAAAUUUCUCUGAUUCAACUGUUAUGACAACAAAUCCUCUUCCAUUAGAAACCAUAGUUAUGAGUCCAACAAAUUCAUACUCAAACACCAGUGACCAGUUGACACCAAAGGGUGGUAGUGUAUCCAAACCUAUUAGAAGAAGAUCUAGAGCUUCUAAGAGAACACCAACAACACUUCUCAAUGCAAACACAACGAAUUUCAGACAACUUGUUCAACAAUUCACAGGUUGUCCUAGCACUAGUCUAUCAUCGUCGUCGUCGUCGUUAGGUGUUCAUAAAGGACCUAUUACCUUAAACUUUCAACAAGGUAGCAAACAGAAUAUUCAACAUGAUACAUCAACAACAAGGUUAAUGCCACAGUUUAGUAGCACAGGUUACAAUCAAGUUUCUAGGCCAUUUCCUUUGAAGAUGGAACAAAUUCAAGUGGCUCAGCAACAGCAGAAUCGUUAUAACUCAUUUGAUUAUGUCAAGAACAACAACAGUUUUGGUUCAAAUUCAGGAAACAUGGAUGUUUCUGAUGGAUUGGUUGUGGAUAAUGAUUUUGGUUUGCAAGAUCUAUCUGUGAAUUCAUUCUCUAAUGAUACUUUUAUGUGA
Molecule: messenger RNA, 681 nt
Organism: Vicia faba (fava bean)
Lineage: Eukaryota; Viridiplantae; Streptophyta; Magnoliopsida; Fabales; Fabaceae
Source: the annotation of a GenBank genome assembly